Wickerhamiella sorbophila is the source of this 381-nucleotide messenger RNA. RefSeq lists its product as hypothetical. Lineage: Eukaryota; Fungi; Ascomycota; Dipodascomycetes; Dipodascales; Trichomonascaceae. The transcript has a single exon. The record is from RefSeq and is a predicted model, not a curated record. The coding region runs from base 1 to 381 and encodes 126 amino acids.
AUGGAACGGGAACGUCAACUUCGGGAGGCCUACCGGCUGCUUUUACGCUACGGGUACCGAGCGUGCGAACGAACGCAUCCUCAUCGGACGAUACUGAGAAACUAUUUAAAGCAGAAAUUCCGCAAUGAGUCCCUGGAACCUCCGUCGGCGACCGCUUUGGCCAACACAGUCAACUUUGUCAAAGCUGCAGCUGAGUGGACUGGUUUGGAAAGGCGCUGUAUUGCCACCAUGAUUCAUGUUGAGCACAGUAAAUACGAGCAGUCAAAGACAAAGCGCAGCCAAGCAGCCAGGAAACGGGAUCAGUCACUACUCGACUUUAAUUCUGCAUUUUAUGAAUCUAUCAUUACAGGACUCAACAAGAGCAUGGAUCUAUGUCUAUAG